Messenger RNA from Lithohypha guttulata, 465 nucleotides. RefSeq lists its product as uncharacterized. The record is from RefSeq and is a predicted model, not a curated record. Bases 1 to 465 code for a protein of 154 amino acids. NCBI's taxonomy places the organism in Eukaryota, Fungi, Ascomycota, Eurotiomycetes, Chaetothyriales, Trichomeriaceae. The transcript has 2 exons.
AUGUCAGGCUUCAACCAAAACAAAUUGGACGAAGUAGUCGCACUCUCUGACACCGAGCGCAAACAAUACCUCUCAGGUCCCUACAUCAAGAUAAUCCACAAGUCACCUGAUACCGACACAACUCGGACAGUUGUGUAUGAGCAAUUCCCUGAGGCACAUGCGAAGAUGCUCUGGCCCGGCAUCACCGUUGCGGAUCAUGAACCAUACGGCAAGUCUAUCGUUCUCAACCUCGAUGUCACUGGAGAGGGUGUUAGCGAAGCACUUGAUUGGCUUUUGCGGUCUAUCGCCAAUGGCAGCAACGACGACAUGGCGUGGAAAAAAUUCAAUGUCGACCAUAUCUUCACUGUAAUUCACGAGGCAGCCAUCGCAAUGAGUAUUGAGAACUUGGUGAGCAUUGCGGAGACAGGACUCGGUAGAGUCGCGACUGGCGAACAGAAGGACGCCAGCGAGACAGUUGAUCAAUGA